Xyrauchen texanus (razorback sucker) is the source of this 4622-nucleotide messenger RNA. RefSeq names its product ephrin type-B receptor 3-like. The record is from RefSeq and is a predicted model, not a curated record. Gene Ontology annotation, cellular component: neuron projection; plasma membrane. Gene Ontology annotation, biological process: axon guidance; protein phosphorylation; cell surface receptor protein tyrosine kinase signaling pathway. Lineage: Eukaryota; Metazoa; Chordata; Actinopteri; Cypriniformes; Catostomidae. Gene Ontology annotation, molecular function: protein binding; transmembrane-ephrin receptor activity; ATP binding. The coding region runs from base 368 to 3514 and encodes 1048 amino acids. The transcript is spliced from 16 exons.
AGCGCACAUGGAAAGGCAGGAGCAGCAACGAUCGGCGCUCAGAUGGUGAAAUUCGCUCAGGGAUUUUACGCGUAAAGCCACUAUAAGGCAAUUUAACAGGACUUACACUGGGAGCGCUUGAUUUUACGGACUACAACCAAGUGUUAUUUGAGAUGGGAUUGACAUUUAAACAACUACUCGCCUAUAGGAAUUUCACUGUGCAACAUCUAUAAAUGGACACACAUGCUCUCCGCUAAUGAAAAAUAAGGAGUUAUACCCAGUGGAGGAGUUCUAAACCUGCAAUGCUGCUUUAGAUAUUUUGCACAUCGGCUGUUGGAGUACAUAAACGCAGCAAGAAAUAAUCUGUAUUUUGAGAGGUUUGUGGUUUAUGGAAAUAGAGCUGAGAAGAAGAAGAAAUCUGAAGUUGGAGAAGAGGGUGUCUGGAUUUUACCAUCUUCUACUGGAGCCCCACUUUCAUGUCCGAAGUCUUUGGUUUAUGACGAUGGAUUAUUUGCUGUUUUUAUGCAGCGUUUUGCUGCCUCUGUCCUCGGCUGUUGAAGAAACACUGAUGGACACCAAAUGGGCCACAACUGAACUUGCAUGGACUUCACAUCCUGAAACUGGGUGGGAGGAAGUUAGCGGAUAUGAUGACGCCAUGAACCCCAUCCGAACAUACCAAGUGUGCAAUGUUCGUGAGCUUAACCAGAACAAUUGGCUUCGUAGUGACUUCAUCCCUCGCAAGGACGUUCUCCGUGUGUAUGUGGAAAUGAAAUUUACUGUACGGGAUUGCAACAGCAUUCCCAAUAUUCCAGGAUCUUGUAAAGAGACCUUCAACCUGUUCUACUACGAGUCUGACUCUGAUUCAGCAACAGCCACCAGUCCAUUUUGGAUGGAGAACCCUUACGUCAAGGUGGACACCAUUGCUCCAGAUGAGAGCUUCUCUAUGUUGGAGUCUGGUCGCGUCAACACAAAGAUUCGCAGCUUUGGUCCACUUUCCAAGGCUGGCUUCUAUCUGGCCUUCCAAGACUUAGGCGCCUGCAUGUCUUUGAUCUCUGUACGAGUUUUCUACAAGAAGUGUUCAACAACCAUUGCAAAUUUUGCGGUCUUCCCCGAGACGGCAACAGGCGCAGAGGCCACAUCACUAGUCAUUGCCCCUGGAACAUGUGUGGCUAAUGCUCUGGAAGUGUCGGUUCCUCUCAAACUCUACUGCAAUGGAGAUGGAGAAUGGAUGGUUCCUGUAGGUUCCUGCACUUGUAUGGCUGGGUUCGAGCCUGCUGUUAAGGAAACACAUUGCCAAGCUUGCAGCCCAGGCACCUUCAAGUCCAAGCAAGGUGAAGGGUUCUGCUCCCCGUGUCCACCCAACAGUCGAACAAGUUCUGGAGCAGCCAGCAUCUGCUCCUGCCGAAACGGAUACUACCGGGCAGACAAUGAUUCUCCUGACUCAGGAUGCACCACCGUGCCCUCAGCUCCUCGCAAUGUAAUCUCCAGCGUAAACGAGACGUCGCUGAUACUCGAGUGGAGUGAACCACGUGACCAAGGUGGCAGGGAUGACCUUCUCUACAAUGUCAUCUGUAAAAAGUGUCUGCCAGAGCGUGGUACCUGCACACGGUGUGAUGACAACGUAGACAUCUCUCCUCGCCACCUUGGCCUGACCGAGAGACAUGUGACUGUCAGGAACCUUCAAGCUCAUACUCAGUACAGCUUUGAGAUUCAGGCUGUCAAUGGAGUCUCCAACAAGAAUCCCUACGCACCCCAUUUUGCAGCUGUUAAUAUCACCACCAACCAGGCUGCUCCUUCCGCAGUUCCUACGGUCCACCUGAUGGGGGCAUCAGCAAAUACCAUGAGUCUCUCCUGGCUCCCUCCUGAAAAACCAAAUGGCAUCAUCUUGGAUUACGAGAUUAAAUACCAUGAGAAGGACCAGGGAGAAGCUAUUGCCCACACCAUGACAGCCCAGCGUAGCUCCGCACGUAUUGAGGGUUUAAAACCUGGCACGCCAUACGUGGUGCAGGUUCGAGCCCGAACGGUGGCAGGAUAUGGCCGCUACAGCAGCCCUGCCGACUUUAGCACCAACAACCAGGCUGACUCGGAAAAGAAUCUACAGGAGCAGUUGCCUCUCAUUGUGGGCUCCCUCACAGCUGGGCUGGUCUUCAUCAUUGUUGUUGUUGUCAUUGCCAUAGUUUGCCUCAGGAAGCAACGCAGUGGCUCGGAAUCAGAGUACACAGAGAAGCUGCAACAAUACAAAUCCCCAAUAGUCACUCCGGGAAUGAAGGUCUACAUUGAUCCCUUCACCUACGAGGAUCCUAAUGAGGCUGUCCGCGAGUUCGCCAAAGAGAUUGAUGUUUCCUGCGUGAAAAUCGAGGAGGUCAUCGGCGCAGGUAACCAACAACACAAGCUCCUGAGCAACAGGGGGAUGACAGCUAGGCACACCCAGGCCAUACCUUUGGAGGACUUCACUCCAAGCGGCGAGUUUGGAGAGGUGUGCCGUGGGCGCCUCAAGCUCCCUGGACGCCGUGAGAUCAUUGUGGCAAUCAAGACGUUGAAGGCAGGCUACACCGAGCGCCAAAGGAGAGACUUCUUGAGCGAGGCCAGCAUUAUGGGCCAAUUUGAUCAUCCCAAUAUUAUCCGUUUGGAAGGGGUUGUGACAAAGAGCCGGCCAGUCAUGAUUGUAACUGAGUUCAUGGAGAAUGGAGCGCUGGAUUCCUUUCUCCGGUUAAAUGAUGGCCAGUUCACAGUCAUUCAGUUGGUCGGUAUGCUGAGAGGAAUUGCAGCUGGCAUGAAAUAUCUUUCCGACAUGAACUAUGUGCACCGUGACCUGGCUGCUCGUAACAUCCUAGUCAACAGCAACCUGGUCUGCAAGGUGUCUGAUUUUGGCCUUUCUCGCUUUUUGGAGGAUGACCCAACAGAUCCGACUUACACCAGCUCAUUGGGAGGAAAGAUCCCUAUUCGCUGGACGGCCCCUGAAGCGAUUGCUUAUAGGAAAUUCACGUCAGCCAGUGAUGUGUGGAGCUACGGUAUCGUCAUGUGGGAGGUGAUGUCAUACGGCGAGCGCCCAUACUGGGACAUGAGCAACCAAGAUGUGAUCAAUGCAGUGGAGCAGGACUAUCGGCUGCCUCCGCCUAUGGACUGCCCUACUGCCUUGCACCAACUCAUGCUAGACUGUUGGGUGAAAGAAAGAAAUUUGAGACCCAAGUUCUCUCAGAUCGUUAACACCCUGGACAAACUUAUCCGCAAUGCCGCCAGCCUUAAGGUGGUCACCAGCACACAUUCUGGGGCCUCCCAGCCGCUUCUUGACCGCUGUGUGCCUGACUACACCACCUUCACCACUGUGGGUGACUGGCUGGAUGCCAUCAAGAUGAGCCGCUACCGAGACAACUUUCUCAAUGCAGGCUUUGCUUCUUUUGAACUGGUGGCCCAGAUGACCGCAGAAGAUCUGCUACGGAUAGGUGUGACAUUAGCAGGCCACCAAAAGAAGAUUCUCGGCAGCAUUCAAGACAUGAGACUGCAAAUGAACCAAACGCUGCCCAUCCAGGUUUGAGUUCAGAUGGGGCGGAACUGUUCUAGCGGACGCCUGAUCAUCUCGGCUAAUCAGAUGAAACUGGCUUGCUGUGCCUCGGACAACUUUUUCCUUUCCCUUUUUCUGUUUACCUGCAUUAUUUUACAUACGACAGGAGUAGAUACAGUUAUUUUGUAUUUCUUUUUAAGAAUGGAGAGAGAAAAGGACUUAUCCCAUGCAUGCCUAGUGAGGCUCCGAUGUGGGGUGGCGUUUGCAUGCAUGCGUGUGAUAUUUUCUUUUACGGAGGCUGCGUGGAACUCGCCCCAUCUCCAAAGCCUCCCGCAAUGCAUUUUCCCUGAAGCUGACUUGGAAAGCAAACCCUUUCCGGAUGGACACUGCAUAUGGAGAUACUCCUCUAAUAGUACGCAUAACUUGAAAUAAAAGACAAUAAGACUAAGAGUGAAUAUAUACACUCACAAACAAUGCGUGUGGACAAGGAAAUCUCUCAAACCCUAGCAGAUGUUUAGUGUAUGAUCUUGUGCAUAUUCCCCACCUUCAUAUUGAAGGUGUUUAAUUUAAAGGCACGGAGAGGCACACGGCAGAGGCGAAAGGUCGCAGAUGCCGCAGGACUGGAAUUUGAGGAAGCUGCGUCUGUCCACCAGGUUUAAACUGACAAAGGACUUAAAAGAAAAUACCUGGUGAACUCAGGAUGCUUUCAUAGUUAAAUAAUGGAUUCUCACAAUUUCAAUUGAUCUUUUGAUUUUAUUUUCUUCCUUUGUUUUCUCCACACCCUCCUUUAGUUCCUGUUCCACAAUGAGUUCAUUAUAUCACAAUUCUUAAGCAGUUAGAUAGAGAAGGACCAUGAUAGCUUGUACUAUAAACAGUGUUAAUUGCUGGCCAUCUCUAUAAUGAGUGAAUGUGUGUGUGUGUCAGAAUGACUGUGUUGUAGUGUAUGCAUUUGUGUGUGAACGUGUGUAUAAAACAGAGCGAUUAUUAUGCACACAAACACUGUACAUUAGCCUUCAGUUGUAUUCCACGGUGGAGAACUAAUGUAUAAAUUGUGACAAGGAACUGCAGUUUAUAUAUAUAUAAUUACAUGUGAAUCAAUAAUAUGGACAAUUUGCAUAAUUUUGUGGCUGUUCGAACGUUC